GGACUAGCACUAGCACUAGCAUUAGCAUUCCUUUAUAGUUUCGACUAUUCUCCUGAGCAGGCUGAGCUACGAGUAGUAUCUUCACUAAGCUUUCCCCGCCUCCGCGGGGGUUAGCGUCCUUCUACAUCCCUGUUGAACCGAGGCCGAGGCAAAAUUGCCUGACCUCAAUGUUGUCUCAUAAAUACAACUUCAGCUCUACAAAAUGUCACAAACCACAUCCUACAAAAGCUCCCAUCUACAAACGACCAUAUACUCACCAUGGCUGGUCCCGUAAGACAACCUAUUGAUCUUCAAGCUCUGGAGAAAUACAUAGAGAAGCAUGUACCAGAAAUCAAGACACCAAUUGAUAUCAAACAGUUCGGGUUCGGACAAUCAAACCCAACAUACCAACUGCUUUCUUCCAAUGGCCAAAAAUACGUCAUGCGCAAGAAGCCGCCCGGAAAACUUGUCUCGAAAACCGCACAUCAAGUCGAGCGCGAAUACCGCGUCAUUCAUGCGUUGGAAAGAACAGAUGUACCGGUUCCGAAAGCAUAUUGUUUGUGUGAGGAUGAGGGGGUAAUUGGCACACCGUUUUAUAUCAUGGAAUUUUUAGACGGGAGAAUUAUUGAGGAUCCUGGGAUCCCGGGGGUGGGAGAGGAAGAAAGGAGAGAGAUGUGGCACGAUGCGAUUCGUACUCUUGCUAAACUCCAUCGUGUUGAUGUGUCGGAAGCCGGACUUGCGAGUUUUGGCAAAGCGAAUGGAUUCUACGAUCGACAAAUCAAAACUUUUGGUACGAUAAGUGCGGCUCAAGCUUCGACGGUGGAUGUUGAAACCAAGAAGCCUGUGGGCCAGAUACCACACAUUGAGGAAAUCUUGGGAUUCUUUAGAGAUAAGAGAUAUCAGCCAAAAGAUAGAGGGACAUUGGUUCAUGGGGAUUAUAAGAUUGACAAUUUAGUAUUUCAUAAAACGGAACCGAGGGUUAUUGGAAUUUUAGACUGGGAAAUGUCAACAAUCGGACAUCCCCUCUCGGAUCUAGUAAACAUUCUAUCACCUCAUACCGUCCGACACGAGAAGAAAUUUGCAUCCCUCCCCCAAUUUUACGAGGAAAACAUUGCCGGUCUCCCCUCGCAAUCAGAUCUAAUAUCCUGGUAUAGAGAAAUAUCAGGCUGGGAUCCGGAACCCGAUUUGCCUUGGGGAGUGGCAUUUGGAUUCUUUAGAAAUACGUGUAUUUAUCAGGGGAUCGCAGCUCGAUGGGCGGUGAGACAGGCGAGUAGUGCAAAGGCAGAAGUUCAUGCGCAAGCGAGGUGGCCGAUGGGAGAGUUGUGUUGGAAGUUUGUGGGCUUGGCGAGGAAGGGGAAGGAAGAGGGGGAGAAAGAGAAUGAGAAGGAGAAGGCGAAAUUGUAGGGAGGAGUGCACGGGAGAAAUGAAAGGUUUGUAAUUGAUAUAGAAUGGAAUUGAGUGAGUGUGUAUGGUAUGAGAAUCAUAAUAUUCAUUUUUUCGCGAUUACUUAUUUCACACUGAUUUUCUUGGCUCUGCCAUCGGCUCUAUUCUAUUCUAUCGUUCCAGAACUCAGGAUGAUGGACUCUCUGUGGUUGUCAGUGCCGGAAUUUAAAGAAUUGAACUCUCUGAAUUGCUUCAGGUACCUGUACAAUGAGGAUUAUAAUACAUGACGACCUCUGAUAACAGAAUCUCCAGACUGCAACAAGCUACCAAAAGCUCGAGGAAGUGAAACCAAGGAGAGAUAAAAAUAUCGCUGAGAGUCCA
This is a messenger RNA of Botrytis cinerea B05.10, 1743 nucleotides long. RefSeq lists its product as hypothetical. NCBI's taxonomy places the organism in Eukaryota, Fungi, Ascomycota, Leotiomycetes, Helotiales, Sclerotiniaceae. The coding region runs from base 259 to 1383 and encodes 374 amino acids. The transcript has 4 exons. The record is from RefSeq and is a predicted model, not a curated record.